Molecule: messenger RNA, 2265 nt
Organism: Colletotrichum chrysophilum
Lineage: Eukaryota; Fungi; Ascomycota; Sordariomycetes; Glomerellales; Glomerellaceae
Exons: 4
Coding region: 1-2265 (754 amino acids)
Molecular function (GO): ATP binding; ATP-dependent protein folding chaperone
Source: RefSeq, a predicted model, not a curated record
AUGAGCUUUUCCAAUUCCCGCCUGAAAGGCUUUGGUUUCGGUAAACGCAAGUCAACUGCCAGCAUCCAGACGCCAGACCCGAACCAGACCCCAAGCCCGACCCCUCCUCCCCAAGGCCACCCGUCCGGCGCCCCUCAAAUACCGCAGCAGAUCCCCGUUCGUCCUGGCUCGAUCGCCUCGACCUCUUCCGCCUCUAUCGCUCCUAUGAAUCACCCAGGCGCCGGGAACCGACCACCGAGUUAUUCGGCAAACUACCCUCAAGGCGGCCCUCCUCCCAUCGGCCGCACAAGCCCGUUGACGAACCAAGGCCCGACGAGAACCCCGCCUAGCCAAAUGGUCGGCGGUCCCCCUCCCAUCAACACCGGCGCUCCGGUCGCCGGAUACCCCCCUCAGCUCCCUCCUGUCGGCGGCCCAGGACAUCCCAUGGGUGGUCCUCCUCAGUACGGCGGUGGCGGCGGUGGCUACCCUCCCCCGGGUCCUCCUGGCCCUCCCGGAGGCCCUAUGGCGCAAUAUCAGAGAGGCGGCAGCGCGGCCGAGGUUGAGGGCAACAGCAGGAGCAAGGCUCAGCUGAUAGUCGGUAUCGAUUUCGGUACAACGUUUUCCGGUGUGGCUUUCGCUUUCGCCACGAACAACGAGGCUAAGGAGGAUAUUAUUACGGAAUGGCCCGGCGCCGGAUCAUACACAAAGCAAAAGAUUCCCACGGUCCUCUACUACGAUCAGUACCAGAAGGUUGUCGGAUGGGGUCCCGAUAUUGCGGAUGCCCUCGCGCCUACUGGGUACCCGAAACCCGGUGUGCAAAAGGUGGAGUGGUUCAAGCUGCAGCUGAUGCUUUCCGGCAACACAUAUAUCGACCCCAUCAACCUGCCUCCUCUGCCUCCUGGCAAGUCCGAAAUCGAUGUUGCGGCCGACUACCUCUUCAAGCUCCGCCAGGCCAUGCGCUCGGCGCUGCAGAAGACGUUGGGUGAAGUGUUUAACCGUGAGGAGAGAAACAUUCGGUACUACCUGACAGUGCCUGCUAUUUGGAACGAUGCUGGCAAGGCCGCCACCAGAGCCGCUGCUAUUCAGGCCGGUUUCCUCCGAGACGAGAACGACAACCGCCUGACCCUGGUUUCCGAGCCCGAGGCGGCGGCAAUCUUCUGCUCCAAGACUGGCCUUCUUAACUUGAAGGUUCACGACGCCGUCCUGAUUGUCGAUUGCGGCGGUGGUACAGUCGAUUUGAUUGCCUACGAAGUCGAGGAUGAGAACCCCUUUACGGUGGCCGAGUGCACGGCUGGAUCUGGUGACUCUUGCGGUUCAACAGCGCUCAACCGUAACUUCAGCAACAUUCUGCGCACCAAGAUCCGUAAGAUGAAGCUGCCCGACGGAUCCAAGACGGCCGGCCGUGUGUACGCCAAGUGCAUCAUGGAUUUCGAGAACCGCAUCAAGGCCGACUUCCGUAAUAACGGUCAGAAGUGGGCUGUGGAUGUCGGUAUCGAGGCCGAAUUCCCCGAGGCUGGUAUUGAGGAAGGUUACAUGACCUUCACAAACGAGGAGAUUCUGCAGUGCUUCGAGCCUGUCGUAAACCGCAUUCUGGAACUCGUCAGAAACCAGAUCAUUGCUAUCCAGGCUCAGAACCGCACUCUGCAGAACAUUUUGGUUGUUGGAGGUUUCGGUGCCUCCGAGUACCUCUUCCAGCAGAUCAAGCUCCACGUUCCUCCUCAAUUCCAGUCCAAGGUGGUGCGUCCCAUGGACUCCGUCGCUGCUAUUGUCAAGGGUGCCGUUACUGCCGGUAUCACGGAGCGCGUCGUCACCCACCGUGUUGCUCGUCGUCACUAUCUCAUGGCCACUCUCCAGCCCUUCAAGGAGGGUUACCACCCCGAGGCCUACCGCGUGCCGUCCCUCGACGGCAAGGACCGUUGCAAGUUCACCAGGCAGAUUUUCGUGCAAAAGGGCCAGAAGGUCAAGAUUGGCGAGCCUGUCAAGGUUUCCUUCUUCAGACAGGUCGCCCCUGGUGCUACCCUUAUGUACGAGGAUAUCCUCUACGCCUGCGAUGACGAUGUUUGCCCCGAAUACACCAAGGAUCCUCGUAUCAAGGAAGUCGUCACUCUGACCUCUGAUCUUUCGCGCAAGAACCUCGAGAAGGACUUCGAGAGGAUGGACACACCACAAGGCACAUUCUACCGUGUCUACUUUGACAUUUACCUGACUCUUGACGGAUCCGAGUUCAGCGCAGAGCUGGUCUGCCAAGGCGAGGUCAUGGGCCGCUGCAGAGCGCGCUUCAGGUAA